Molecule: messenger RNA, 7029 nt
Organism: Ictalurus punctatus (channel catfish)
Lineage: Eukaryota; Metazoa; Chordata; Actinopteri; Siluriformes; Ictaluridae
Gene: asphd2
Product: aspartate beta-hydroxylase domain containing 2
Exons: 6
Coding region: 908-1942 (344 amino acids)
Source: RefSeq, a predicted model, not a curated record
GUUACUCGUAGAAAAAUAAAAUCUGAAUUCGUCCCUAACAGUUUUUACAUGCAGCUUUGUAGUUCAACCCGUGAACGCAAAAUCCAGAGUAAAUAAAAAUGGUAAUGUGUGUUAUUUAUCUGUAUAAAAACUACAGCCGCCAUUUUGCUUUAGUUGUUUAGAGCCUCGGCAACUUGAACGCGCGCCGAGGCGUAAACACAAGUUUACACUUUUUAAUCGUCAUGUCAUGAAGAACGCCAUGUUUUUGUAGCAAUUUUAAACAUUUAUAAACAAACUUGGUGAUUUAAAGUUAGCAAAUAAAUGAAAAAACACGGUCCCUUUGCUUCUGUUGUGUUUUUAAUAAUCACGUCUCUCGGUGGAAAAGUCUCCUGUGCGCGCAGUGCAUCAUGGGAUUUGUGGUUCUUGAUGAGGGAGUCGCUUAGUCGUGGUUGGUUUCGGUGUCUCCGCAAAUGUCUGCGCGUUUUCCUGCGGUUAUUCGCGCUGUUUGUUCGUCACGCAGGCUGCAAGGCUGUAAAUAUUCGGAUUAUUACUGAAACCAGCGCGGAGGAUCGGAGACAGUGUGUGUGAGGCGGAUUUAGUGGUGAAUAAUCGGGGUUUGGUGUUGCACUGCGGGGUUUAUUAUCCAUGCAGCAGGACAGCUGCCCUGUUAAUGGUGGACAAACGACAGAGCGUUGAAUACAGCAACGAAGGGAGGGACUGACACCGGUGCGCUGUGGUGAAAUCCUGAAACAUCUGGACGCCGACACACACACACACACACACACACACACACACACACACACUUCUGCUCCAGUAUGAACACACAGCUCAGAAAAUCACAGAGAAGAUUGGACGCUCUGUCUGGCAUGUGUGAUUGACAGAUUCCAUAUUGAGAGGAUCAGAGCGUGUGUGUGUGUGUGUGUGUGUGAUGGAUUGGAUGCGGGACUGGGUGCAGGCCGUGCGGGAGUGUGAGGGCGGGGCUUUGGGCACGGUGCUGUGUUUAGCUCUGCUGUUUGUAUGGUACUGUUACCGUGUGGGCUGUGAACACGCCUCCUACACGCCCGAGUCUCGCUCCAGCCCGCCCGAGCUCUCGUCAGCGAAACUCCGCCCUACACUGGGUGGAGUCAGAACAGGGGGCGGGGCCAGCGAGGAGGAGCUGAACGGCUUUGCGUACUGUCAAUCACCCGAGUGUUUCCGGUGCUCGCGGCCCGGCAACGGAUUUAACCAACGACUUUACCACAAUCUACAGGACUACGCUAAACGCUACACAUGGGCAGGUAUGGGGCGUGUGCAUAAAGGUGUGCGUGAGCAGGACCGCUAUCGUCUGUGUAAUCGUCCGUCCAUCCAGAAGGCGGAGGUGUUCUUCCUGCCCGAUCUGCCGUCCGCUCCGUUUUUCUCUCGCGAUGCGCAGAAGCACGACGUGGAGCUGUUGGAGAGAAGUUUCCCCGCCCUGCUGGCCGAGUUCGAGAGCGUGUACCGCACGCCCCCGCCGCUGGCGCCCGGCUGGAAGGCUAACAGCACGCCGCGGGGACACUGGUGGACCUUCUACCUGGUGAACCAGGGCACGACGCUGGCGCUGAACGCUCGCCGCUGCCCGCGCACCUGGAGGGUCCUGGGACAACUGCGCACCUUCAUCUCCAACAACGUGUUCGGAAACGCCUGCUUCUCCGUCAUCAGCCCCGGAGCCACCAUCACCGAGCACUACGGACCCACCAACGUCCGCCUGCGCUGCCACCUGGGGCUGAAGGUGCCCCCUCAGUGUGAGCUGGUGGUGGGGGGCGAGCCGCAGUGCUGGUCUGAGGGAAACUGUCUGCUGUUUGACGACUCGUUCCUCCACACGGCCUUCCACGAAGGCGCUCCAGAAGACGGACCCCGUGUCGUGUUCAUGGUGGAUCUGUGGCAUCCGAACGUGGCGGCGGCCGAGAGACAGGCGCUCGACUACAUCUUCACUCCGGGACGCUGAGAUGGAGAGAGAGAGAGCGAUGGAUGUAUGGAGAGAGAGAGAGAGAGAGAGACGGGUGGAACGAGGGAUAGAGAGCUGGAGAUAAAGAUUGAUGAGUCAUAACAGUGAAGUGAAGCUGAUGACUUGCACAUUUUACUGUACAUAAGUGUUUCCUUAUGAAGCGUCACAGUUCACGCUCUCCUGAAAUGAGAGAACGAGAGAGAGAUGGACAGAGUCAGUGAUGGGGAGAGAGAGAAAGAGAGAGAGGGAGAGUAAGACGGAUGAUAACGGAGCGGCGAGACCGAACUGAAGCGGAAAAAAACACGUUUUUAUGUACAUAGAUUUUCACAAAUCAGUCAGUGUAGCAGAAAAGACGAAAUAGAAACCGAGAAGAAGGAGAGACGGAUAGAUGCACGGAUGGAAGGAGAACAACCUAAUGCGCAUUUUUCUGCACAUAAGGGUUUCCUGAUGAAGUGUCACAGAGAGAGAGAGAGAGAGAGAAUGGAGGGAGACAGUAGAGGAGGGACGAGUAACAGAGCAGUGAGGAGGACAAACCAGAACACACAUUUUUAUGUACAGAUUUUUCAGUUCACGCUCUCGUCAGAAAGACGGAGACAGAGAAAGGGACUGGAUGAUGGAUAGAUGAAAAGAGAGUAAGAGAACUGAGGGAAAUUGUUACAUGUGCGUGAGUGUUUUCAACUGUUCAGUAUUUGCUCAAAGAAAACAAAUGGAAAGGAAGAAAGAAAAAGAAGGAGAGCAGGCAGUAAAGUGUGAGUGCACGCACAGCUUUUAUACAUAAGUGUUUCCAGAUGAUGCCUCGUGGUCCGGUCUUCAUAAAAGAUAGAGGUGGAUGGGUGGACAGAGACAGAGAGAUUUAGCAUGCGGUCACGAAGCGCACUCUACAAAGAGAAACCGCUGAUCACUCGCACUCGUUUACGGCAUUUACUUCCUCUUCAGCAAACGCUUUAUCCUCUUCAGGGUCGGCUUUGUUUCGAACAGCUUUACAACAAAGCCGUUGUCCGUCCAAAUAUAUACAGAUAUUUUUGAAAACGUAUUUUAAAAUAAGAUUUCCCGUCCACACAAACAGCGUCCCUUCAUCCAGACGAAAACGAUCACAUGAUCACACCGGCGCAGUGAUGUCACGUCAAAAACUGUUCCGUCAGAACCUCGAGAAUAGCGUUAGAGAAGGAGACAUGCCGAAAAAUGCCAACAUGACCAAACGAAAAGAAAAAACAGAAACAAACAAAUUGAUGCGCGUGGCACUGACCACGUGGAACUGCAACGUGUUCUCCGGGUUCUUCUCCUGAAUCUGCACGGAGUCAGGAGCAGUACAGCGCAGAUCAGAUCCACGAAGUGAGAUUAGACUGCAAACACGUCAUCGCACAAGAAAUUACAGCGCACAGACCAGCAACAUGAUCACCAGCCGCGAUAAACCAAGUCCUAGCAUGUUCGUAACCCCCGCAGUGAACACGUGCAGCUUCACGCUGUGAAGUUCUCGCAUAAACAACAAACUCGUUCUUGUUCAUGUACAAAAAGAAAACAAAAAACUGUUAAAAAUGUGUUCCCCCGCUCCCUAAACGCUUCCGCUUCCGUUUCAGUGGCCCAGAAUGCAGUUUUUGUGUGAACAGGAGAUCAAAACACAGAGAAAAAAAAUUUACUAUUUUCCAAAAUAUCUGUAUACACAUGAGCAGGGCUUUAAUAUAUCAGAGAAAUAAAAAUCAUAACUGAGGGAUUUGCAUUAAAAAAAAAACAACCAAAAAAAAAAUACAGUUCCGCUCGCAUUUUUAACAGUUAAUCAAUUAACUGAAAGCACAUUUUUAUAGACGUACAUAAAUGCUGAUGAAGGAAGACUAGAGAAGAGUGAGAGUGAGGAAAAAGAGAGAAAUAGAUAGAGAUAUACUCCAUGUGCGUGGAAAAGGAGAGAGAGAGAGGGGGAUGAGAAACGAUGCCGAAUAAUCCGACCUGAACAUCUUUGCACGAGUGUUUCCUGAUGGUUCAGCAUUUCUCAAAAUAGAAAAAGAACUGAAGAAAGAGAAGGAGAGAGAGAGAGAGAGAGAGAGAUGGAUGGGAGAGAGAGAGAGAUGGAUGGGAGAGAGAGAGAGAUGGAUGGGAGAGAGAGAGAGAUGGAUGGGGGAGAGAGAGAGAGAGAUGGAUGGGAGGGAGAGAGAGAGAGAGAGAUGGAUGGGAGAGAGAGAGAUGGAUGGGAGGGAGAGAUGGAUGGGAGGGAGAGAGAGAGAUGGAUGGGAGAGAGAGAGAGAUGGAUGGGAGAGAGAGAGAUGGAUGGGAGAGAGAGAGAUGGAUGGGAGAGAGAGAUGGAUGGGAGGGAGAGAGAGAGAUGGAUGGGGGAGAGAGAGAGAGAGAUGGAUGGGAGAGAGAGAUGGAUGGGAGGGAGAGAGAGAGAGAGAGAUGGAUGGGAGAGAGAGAGAUGGAUGGGACGGAGAGAGAGAGAGAGAGAUGGAUGGGAGGGAGAGAGAGAUGGAUGGGAGAGAGAGAGAUGGAUGGGAGGGAGAGAGAGAGAUGGAUGGGAGAGGGAGAGAGAUGGAUGGGAGGGGGAGAGAGAGAUGGAUGGGAGAGGGAGAGAGAUGGAUGGGAGGGAGAGAGAGAUGGAUGGGAGGGAGAGAUGGAUGGGAGAGAGAGAGAGAUGGAUGGGAGAGAGAGAGAUGGAUGGGAGAGAGAGAUGGAUGGGAGGGAGAGAGAGAGAUGGAUGGGAGAGAGAGAGAUGGAUGGGAGGGAGAGAGAGAGAGAGAUGGAUGGGAGGGAGAGAGAGAGAGAGAUGGAUGGGAGGGAGAGAGAGAGAUGGAUGGAUGGGAGGGAGAGAGAGAGAGAGAUGGAUGGGAGAGAGAGAGAGAGAUGGAUGGGAGGGAGAGAGAUGGAUGGGAGAGAGAGAGAGAGAUGGAUGGGAGGGAGAGAGAGAGAGAGAGAGAUGGAUGGGAGGGAGAGAGAGAGAUGGAUGGGAGGGAGAGAGAUGGAUGGGAGAGGGGGAGAGAGAGAGAGAGAUGGAUGGGAGGGAGAGAGAGAGAGAGAGAUGGAUGGGAGGGAGAGAGAGAGAUGGAUGGGAGGGAGAGAGAUGGAUGGGAGAGAGAGAGAGAUGGAUGGGAGGGAGAGAGAGAGAGAGAGAUGGAUGGGAGGGAGAGAGAGAGAUGGAUGGGAGAGAGAGAUGGAUGGGAGGGAGAGAGAGAGAGAGAGAGAUGGAUGGGAGAGAGAGAUGGAUGGGAGGGAGAGAGAGAGAGAGAUGGAUGGGAGGGAGAGAGAGAGAUGGAUGGGAGGGAGAGAGAGAGAGAUGGAUGGGAGGGAGAGAGAUGGAUGGGAGAGGGAGAGAGAGAUGGAUGGGAGGGAGAGGGAGAGAUGAGUAACGUGCAGUGAAAUAGAACUGAAGUAAAUGGUCAGGAUGACAGAUUUGCAUGUUUUCUGUAUAUAAGCAGUCGAGAGAUGAGCACACGAUUGCAUCAUUACUGCUGAAAGACAGAAAAAGAGAGAGAGAGACCGGUAGAGAGACAGAUCUGAGGUGAACAAAAUUUCUUGCACAUUUUCUGUACAUAAAUGUUUACAGAUCAGAUCCAGUCUAAGUGUUUAUUAAAGGUACAGGCCAGGGUGUACAAACUUAUGAAAUUCUGACCGUAUAGCACUUUUCAGGUCAGAAGCGUUGCGUCUAAAGCAUUCACGCUGCCCUUUUUUUAACACUCCGGCGUGUGACUGAACGGAAAGUGUACAUAUAUAUGAGAAUAAAUAUAUAUACUGUAUUUUCUCUCUGUGUCAGAAGGACGAUAAACAACCGCGCGCUGACGCAGACGCUAGCGACGUCCUUACGACCUGUUUAUUCAGUGUUUCUACAAACACACGAGUAGCGUAAAGACUGUGUUAUAAUACUGUUUUUAACACACGCUCCUCGUCCACUUCCCUUUGGGCUCCAUCCCAAAAACUCCCACACUAUAUACUUACACACUUAAUUAUUUACUAGAACAGUGCUAGGAAAUGUCCGUAAUUAGCACACAAGCUAGUUAGUAUGCUAAUUGUUCAGCUAGCUAGUCAAUAAACUGAUGUAACUACACUAUGUACAAAUGUCUUUGGUCACUUUAAAAACAUUUCUAAAUAAUAUUGUACGAGUUAGCAAAGUAGUUACUUGCUACGCUAGCGACUUAGCGAGGUAUUUCUGAGGAGAAUCAAUUCAGCUACGUUUCCUGAUGUGUAAUAGACGUGUCGUGGGCUUUCAGGUCAGAUGGGGAAGUGGACAAACAGUAUUGAAACACAGGAGCAGAUCGUGUAAAAACGAAUGAAUACAUUUCAUGAGGUAAAACACUAGCAGCAGGUCGUUUAUCAACACAAAAAUCCUGCUUUGCAACGUUCUCUUUAAUAUUACGAUCAAUUUUAGCGUCAGUUUGAAGCGCUUUGUAUUUCUAGCUGCGUUCAAAUAGAGCUUGUGAAUCCGUGUUUUCGCUGUGAGAAGACGAUGUUGAGAACGAACAGUAUGUUACGGGACACGGAAUAUAUGCUAGCUAGUGACUUAGCUAGCUAAAAAGUAGACAGUGACAGUUGGAACAUCAACUUUUACCUCAGAUGUGUUGGCAAAUGUUUAGAAAAAGACUCCGGAUGGUUAAAUUGACACUGUAAUUACACUUAGCAUCAACCGCUAACAGGACUAAUGUGAGCCGCCAUUUUAUUUAUUGUUUUAAAAACCUGGGACAGCUCUUUGCUGCAGUACAUUUUGUGUUGAGAAGUUUUGGACACUAUGCCUUGCGAAUCUUUCUCGUGAACACGAUGACGCACGACUGUAUUUGAACGCAGCGUCUUGUACAGAAGCACACUUCGAAGUUUACAGUGUAGAUAUAAACAAACGCAGAACUUUCAGCUCAUUCAGGCGCUUCAGUGGGUGACCGCUUCGUUCGUUCUGUGCUACUCGUACAUUCCUUUUCUAAGGACCCGAGUCGAUCUGCACACGCUGUUUCGCAAUCGGUGGCUUUUUUCUAGCGUCGUGUGACUUUUGCAGCCGAGCGGGUUUGUGACGGGUUUUAUGCUGACGUUCUGACUUUCUGUGUUUCUUGAAUGUGAUUUUUGCUACGGCUGAGCCAUGAUGUGUGUUUAAUAAAGAGCCGGUUGUGCAACCUUCUGUG